This is a messenger RNA of Arabidopsis arenosa, 2921 nucleotides long. The record is from the annotation of a GenBank genome assembly. Lineage: Eukaryota; Viridiplantae; Streptophyta; Magnoliopsida; Brassicales; Brassicaceae.
GAGGCUGUUUUGGUAUCCAAACAACAAUGUUGUUCGGUCGUAAAUCAUCAAGCAAGUUACAGCCUGUAAAAGGGCAAGCAUCUCCUAAAGUUAGCAAGAAUAGCAAGCAGGAUGUUAAAAUUUCUUCUUCUUCUUCUUCACCUAAACCUUCUUCUUCACCUAUACCGAUUAGAUCAUCUAAGUCAAUAUUAUCCGGGAGCAACUUAACAUCAUCAAGACGUGUUUCAUCGCCUAUAGGCAUCCUCAAGAAUGUUUCUGUUAAAGAAGCUAAGAGCCCCAAGACGAGCAGUUCACCUAAAUGGACAGGCAAUUUUAUUCUUAUGGUCGAGCUUCGCAGGAAGAUCUUUACCUUUAGAGAUAUUAUUGAUCUUUCUACUCUUGAUGGUUCUCCUUCCAUAACCGAUAUGGUGAUGCAUACAAUGAAAGAUCUCCAGAAAAUUUGUCCUGAGAUCAUUCAUAGCUCCCAUAUCAUGGAAAUUAGACGUGCAAAUGUCGAUAAGGUUCUUGACCAUUUCUUCAAUGCUUUGAAAUCCAUUGGAGAUUCAUGGAUUGAUAACCCUGAAUGGAUAGCUAAAUCCAAGUAUUGGAGUAGCAGCGUCGGGAAGAAUCAGUCCGAUCGCUUAGUGGAAAAAGUGUUAGCUGCAUUAGAUGGACUGAUCAAGAUGUCAAAAGAGAGGUUUGAUAUGAUGGAGAUUGAUGAAGAAGAAGAGAAGAAAGAGUCCACUAGUCCACAGACAGGUAAAACCUCGAGCAGUCGAGUUUUAUCGCCAUCCGAAUCAUUCUCCGAUAGCAAAUCAUCCUUCGACAGAAACUCGUUUUGCGGGUCACCGAUCACGCCAAGAUCAGUUCUACCAGAACCAAUGAUGGGUUCACCGGGAAGAGUUGGAGACUUUGCAAACUCUGCAUCACAUCUUCUGUGGAAUAUGAGAGUUCAAGCACUUGAGAAGCUUAGUCCUAUCGAUGUUAAGCGACUCGCUAUCCACAUCUUUUCACAGAAAGAAGCUCAGGAACCAAAUCAAAGCAAUAGUGAAGAUGAGAUUAGUGUUGUUGAAGAGAUCAAGCAGAAGAAGGAUGAGAUAGAGAGCAUUGAUGUGAAAAUGGAGACAGAAGAAUCUGUUGUUCUUGAUGAAGAACAAGAUACUGUCAUGAAGAUCUCUUCUUUGGAUUCAACAUUUGAAUCCAAACUUAAUCCUUCAGAAAAAUCUGAAAAUUUGUCACAAUUUUCGCCACCACCGCCGCCUCCUCCUCCUCCUCCUCCUCCACUAUCCACUAUAAAAACUGCAUCUUUACCUUCUCAACCACCACCUCCUCCUCCUCCUCCGCGUAUUGCUGACGUGGCAAUAUCAAUGCCACCUCCGCCACCACCACCGCCUCCACCAGCAGUUAUGCCUUUAAAAGGCUCUGCUCCACCACCACCACCACCGCCUCCACCAGAAAAUAUGCCUUUAAAAGGCUCUAAUACUCCACCACCACCGCCACCUCCUCCACUUCCAAACACUGCACUCGCUCCACCUCCACCGCCUCCACCUCCAAGAACUGCAGUGGCCCCACCUCCUGGAACUGCAGCGGCACCACCACCACCUCCUCCUCCUCCACCGAUGCAAAACAGAGCACCACCGCCACCUCCAAUGCCUAUGGCAAAUAGUGGAAGUGGUGGACCACCACCUCCACCUCCUCCUAUGCCUCUAGCUAAUGGAGCAGCACCACCACCGCCACCACCUCCGAUGGCUAUGGCAAAUGGAGCAGCGGGACCGCCUCCACCACCACCUCGAAUGGGUAUGGCGAACGGAGCAGCUGGUCCACCGCCACCACCAGGAGCUGCAAGAAGCUUGCGUCCCAAGAAAGCAGCCACUAAGCUGAAAAGGUCAACACAAUUAGGAAACCUUUACAGAAUCCUUAAAGGGAAAGUAGAAGGGCGUGAUCCUAACGCAAAAACGGGCAGCGGAAGCGGAAGAAAAUCUGGAGCCGGAAGCGCUCCAGCUGGUGGAAAGCAAGGAAUGGCUGAUGCUCUUGCUGAGAUCACAAAGAAAUCUGCAUAUUUUUUGCAAAUACAAGCCGAUAUUGCAAAGUACAUGAAGUCAAUCAAUGAGCUGAAGAUUGAAAUCACUAAGUUCCAGACUAAAGACAUGACUGAGCUACUUACCUUCCACCAUCGCGUCGAAUCAGUUCUUGAAAACCUAACAGAUGAGUCACAGGUUCUUGCGCGAUGCGAAGGGUUUCCGCAGAAGAAACUCGAAGCAAUGAGAAUGGCAGUUGCAUUGUACACGAAAUUGCACGGUAUGAUCACUGAGCUACAGAACAUGAAAAUAGAACCUCCUUUGAAUCAGCUUCUCGAUAAAGUCGAACGUUACUUCACAAAGAUCAAAGGAGAUAUUGACACUCUGGAUCGAACCAAAGAUGAGGAAUCUAAGAAGUUCCAGAGCCACAACAUCCACUUUGACUUCAAUAUACUUAUUCAGAUCAAAGAAACAAUGGUUGAUAUCUCAUCAAAUUGCAUGGAACUUGCAUUGAAGGAAAAGAGAGACGAAAAGCUUGUGUCCCUCGAUGCGAAGCCGAGCCUGAAGAAGACAGUAGGAUCUGCUAAAAUGCUUUGGAGGGCAUUUCAGUUUGCAUUCAAAGUCUACACAUUUGCUGGAGGACACGACGAUCGCGCUGAUUCUUUAACCAGAGAGUUGGCUCAUGAGAUCCAAACUGAUUCUGAUCAGAACCUAUGAUGAUUCCAUCAUUUAGAUCAUCUUCACAAGUUCCCAACUACUACGUACUCCUUUUUGCCAUUUUCAACAGCUUAAAAUAUUGUCCCAAAAUGUUCGAUAUCGAACAAUAAAAGAGUUUAUGUAUAUGUAUAUAUAAGCUUUAACCUAUUGUUUUUGACUUUUGAAUGUGUAAUUUUGUAGCUCCCUCAAAAAAAUUAGGAUUUAGAA